Messenger RNA from Salvia splendens (bonfire salvia), 1074 nucleotides. RefSeq lists its product as uncharacterized. NCBI's taxonomy places the organism in Eukaryota, Viridiplantae, Streptophyta, Magnoliopsida, Lamiales, Lamiaceae. The transcript has a single exon. The record is from RefSeq and is a predicted model, not a curated record. Bases 1 to 1074 code for a protein of 357 amino acids.
AUGGCACCCAAUCUCUCUUAUGGAAACCCAAAUAAUGCUCUGCAACCACCCCCGGGGUUCACAGUUACUGAUGGAGUGGUUAAUGAUCCGAAGAAGAUGACCACGGAAGACAUACUCAAGUCUUUCAUGCUACAGUCCAACAAGCUCAUGGAGCAGAGCAAUCAAAGGAUGGAGAAGGUUGAGACAUAUGUGCAAAGUAUGGCCACUCAUCUGAAGAACAUCGACACACAGAUCAGCCAGAUUUCCCAGACUGUGAGUACUAUUACUCAAUCGGGAAGAUUCCCUUUGAACACCAUCAUAAAUCCCAAAGAAUGCAAAGCUGUGCAUCUAAGGAGUGGCACUGUUUAUGAAGCUCCCUCACUGCCUGCGACCACAUCUGAUACCGUUCUUGAGCCCAAGGCUGCCGUGGCAGAGAAGGAAAAGGAGGCUGAAAAGGAGAAUACUGGCACCACUUCUGGAGUAAAGGUGCCAUUCCCGCAUGUACUGAAUCAGAAGAAGAAGAAAGAUGAGCAGUUCACUCGAUUUGUGGACAUCUUCAGAAAGGUGCAUGUGAACAUUCCUUUGAUCGAGGCACUGCAGCAGAUGCCUAAGUACGCUAAGUUUCUGAAGGAGGUGAUAGCCCAGAAGACCAGUUGGGGGCAGGUUGACACUAUUAAUCUAACUGAAAAUUGUAGUGCUCUGCUGCAAAGGAAACUGCCUGCCAAGCUGAAUGAUCCUGGAAGUUUCACUGUCGGCUGCCUCAUUGGGGGCUAUAUGGUGGAGAAUGCUCUCUGCGAUCUAGGCGCGAGCAUUAAUCUAAUGCCACUAUCAGUGUUCAAGCAACUGAACAUCGGUACUUCGAAGCCCACCUCAGCUACACUACAGAUGGCAGACAGAUCUGUCGCAUAUCCAGAGGGCAUCGUGGAAGACCUACUGAUUAAGGUCGGGGAAUUUAUUUUUCCCGUCGACUUUAUGGUCUUGGACAUGGAAGAAGACAAGGGAGUCCCCCUACUGCUAGGACGUCCUUUCCUUGCCACUGUCGAGGCAAAUAUAAAUGUGAAAAAGGGAGAGUUGACAAUCUUCAUGGAAGAAUAA